AACAAACUUGCUGCGAGCGACGCCACAAUCCAAGUUUCCGUGAGGUCGACCAUGCUCAUGCCGCGAUGGAUGAUCGCUACCGGCAUGACCAUGCUCCUUGCCACCCAUUCUUCUGCCCAGCUUGUAGACGUGGGCCCGCCUGUUCUCCCAGACGUGUUGUCCACUCUGCUCGACGCGUACAAACCGUUGCUGUCUGGGUAUGCUCAAGCGAAUCUUCCCGCAACCAUAGGCAACUGCAAGGAAGGAAAUGCGCCAUCCAACUGCACGAACGUCGGCAACCUGUACGAAGUGAAGGAAACGUUUUACCAUGUCAAGGCGCGGUGGAUUUCGGGUCUCAAUACGAUGCGACUCGAUGACGUUGCCGUCAAGUUUGACGAAAGUAGCGGAGCCAUGACACUGAGUCUCAAACUGUACUUUGCUCAGCUUCCCGCGAGUCUACUUGUCGAGGCAUGCGCAGGCUCCCUGGGCUGUGCAAAGUUCCUCGAUUCGACCAAAACUUGUUGCGGCACGGCAAAGACAGUCGCGAUGACUGCAACUGCCAAAUGCAGCGAACGUGCGCCGUUUUUGCAUGCGUUUGCGAUCUCGGACGCUACCAUUUUGCCUGGCAUUUCGCUCACGAUUGACGUCAUGGGCCACACGUUCGAAGUGGCCGACAUCACAAAGUCCGUUAUCCAAGGCGUCAAGGACUCGGCCGGGAAUUUCCUGGCCACGCAAGGCAUGGACCUGAUCAACUCGCAGCUGCAAUCGGUCUUCGGCGACAAAGUGUACUGCUCUCGCGCGUCCCGCGACGCUGAGACGCCACCCGUGAAGCCAAUCACGAUGCCUCCCACCAUGACACCCGUCCCAGAGACACCAGCAACCGUUGGCCCGACACGGGCAGUCCAGACUUCCAACCCCACAACCACCGUCGAACCAUCAACCCGCAUCGUUGCGACAACGACCAUGGCACCUCCGACAACAACAGAAAACCUUGAUGCAGCCCCGCCAGCCAAUGCAUUUACAAAUCGCCCUGGCGCAACCAGGCCACCAUUGUCUUCAACCGCAUCCCCGAUGGCAAGCCCCCUCCUCUUCCUUGUAGCAGUGCUGUCAUUGCAUUCAUGAUAUCGUUCUUUUGCUUUAUGAAGCUGGACAAUCUGUUGGUGUCGUCAUGGCAAAUUCAGGGGCCAUUGGCUGAGUAAAAUGACAAAGCAACUUGUCAAGCG
Messenger RNA from Aphanomyces invadans, 1202 nucleotides. RefSeq lists its product as hypothetical. The record is from RefSeq and is a predicted model, not a curated record. The coding region runs from base 52 to 1101 and encodes 349 amino acids. NCBI's taxonomy places the organism in Eukaryota, Oomycota, Saprolegniomycetes, Saprolegniales, Verrucalvaceae. The transcript has a single exon.